AUGUUGGCUCCUCGAUGUUCUGUUUAUAUGUUGAGAUUUGCCUGUCUUCUGCUGUUUCUCCUGCAGCCCGUUCCCAUUCGAGCUGAUUCUAUCUGGGGGGCUAGCAUCUGGAUCGAUCCAGCUCCGCCGCCAGGCGAAGGACCCCCAAUAUCUGCAUCUGCUAUCAGAGAUCCUACGUUACUCUGGAGAGAAGUUGUUGCCAUUGUCGCAACAUACAUUGCCAUCGUGUCUCUCCUCCUAGGUUGCCUCCUCACCGUCGGCAGACGGCUCCGUCGCGGCGCACAAGAGUCAAACAGAACACUAGAGAUGGAUCUCGUCAAACCAUCGGGAGGAAUGAUGGAAGAAUCACCAGCCCCAGUGGAAUUCUCGACCAACAAUAUGUGGCCGAGUCCAAUGAGUCCUACAACCCAAAACAACGUGUGGCCGAGUCCUCCUAAAGGUAAAGCUCGAUCCUUCAAUCUACCAUGGUCGUCUUCGAAUCGAGCACAGUCCGCAGCCUCAAUAGCCGGGAGCGUUUCGACAAUUGACGAAAACGUUGUCCAGGCGGAUCGUAUGAGGGCACAAGAGGAGAUGGAAAGACUCUACGCUGCCGUCAUGGAGCACGAUGCGAGAAAGUCCGCCAUGUCUCAGGACACAACAAAUACUAGAGGAACUCUCCCCUCACCUCUGAGGUCGCCUGUACAUCUACAACCACCCGAUGGCCCUCCGGAAUUCCGCCAUUUAAGGCGACAGCAGCAACCAAUGUCACCUGUAUCCCCUUGCCCUGGAUCGCCACUCUCAGCAUGCCACCUACCAACGGUAUCCGAGUUCGAGCCUCAGCAUCACUCUAGUCUACCUUUCCAGGAAGAGCCAGCUUCUAAGGAAUCACCCAUUUCACCACGAACCGAACGGUUCUCCAGGCUUUCACAGCUCUCUUUCCUCAGCUCUCGAUCCAAAAACUCCACGACCUCCCCAAAGAAACUGCUCGGCCGCAGUUCCGUCCGAGGCCUUCAAAUCUCAUCCCCAAUGGGCUCCCCAGAACUCAACUCCCGCGACUUUCCCGAUAAACAACCCCUCUCCCCACGCACGUACAACCCCGGCCCUCCUCCCUUAACGCCUCAUGAGCAAGCGAAACUCAACUCUCCUCAAGGCAGCAUGGCCCCUCCUCCAGCAAUCCUUGCUUCUCCGCCCAGCAAGGAAUCGCUGGAUAGCCGCAAAUUCCGCCCUACCCCUCCCUCGCUGAAUAUAAAUACUGCUCAUAGUACACCUCCGCUGCCGUUCCGUGUUGCGUACGACAGCCCCAUGAGUGCACCCUCAACCAAGACAACCAUCGUUGAACGACGGACUAGUCUUAUGCACGGACCACGGACAGGGGUUCCUCGAACCCCUUACAGUCCGUAUAUGCCAUUUACCCCCAUCACUCCAUUGACGCCUAGCCGCAUUGUCACCCGCCAGGAGCGGAAACAAAAGCAAAGGCGGGAUGGACCAAGAGUGUUGGUGGAGGAAGAUUUGGUGAAGAGUGAUGAAGAUAUGUGGUCAUAG
Messenger RNA from Arthroderma uncinatum, 1521 nucleotides. RefSeq lists its product as uncharacterized. The record is from RefSeq and is a predicted model, not a curated record. Lineage: Eukaryota; Fungi; Ascomycota; Eurotiomycetes; Onygenales; Arthrodermataceae. Bases 1 to 1521 code for a protein of 506 amino acids. The transcript has a single exon.